GAAGCUGGACCACGAACGGGGGAGAACAUUUAGCGGCAACUAGAUUAAAAUACUUAGCGAAUGUUGAUUUAAGGAAUUUAAGCCCUGACCCUUUUUCGUCAGGGACGAGCGCCGUUACGUCGGAGGAGCAGCACGAGCCGGUAUCGCAGCGAGUUUAUUAGACAGCAGCCCCAAAAUAUUAAUCUGCUCGAUAUAGAUAAUAAUAACGCGAGAGUUUGCAAGUUGCUUCAAGACUGUAGUUGCAACUGUCAAAGGUGGAGUGGAUACGCGCAUGACCCAACACACAUUACUGUAAUACUGUACACGGCCGCCGAGAUAAUAUCCGUAUAAAAAACCGAAAUAAUCCCGAGGUAAGGAACCGAGGAGUGUACCAAACCCGACCGAGAUUUGGCGUUUCUGCUGAUUUUCCUUCGCUUCGUUUUCUUUUACUCUACCCAACUGUCUCGCAGCCGUCGAAAUUACUGCACUAAACAUAUUUUUGUGCCUCCCUUUAGCUCCAGCCAGCGCAAGGAUUUUUUUUUACUCCUCCUUCGUAAUAAAGUCGCCAUUUUGCUUCACUGCCUAUAUAAACCAUCCCGUAUUCUAAUAUUUUUCCUCAAGGAGUCGGGGACCUACCUAUCUUUUCCUGGCUAUUUUUAAUAUUUAUGGAGUGUUUAACGAGAAGACAAGAGGUUGAAGAAGUGCCUCGUGGUAUACAUAUUAAUGCAGGAAAGGAAGGGGGCAAGGCUAUUGGAAACUGGGAAUAAGGUGAAAGUAUCCAGGAUUUCUUUUCACGUUCAGACGAAAUUGUAAUUUCUCUUCUCCUGCCUUGCUCUUUUUUUUUCUUCUUCUUCUUCCACCACGUCGUCGUCUGCAGAGUGGGGGCACAGGACGACGGUGACGACUGUCCGCUUCCUUUCAGGCCCCCCAACCCCAGUCUGACCGGUCCUUGACGCACAGCAGGUGUGAUUGCCAUGUAACAUAACAUUGGAGGAAAAACGCCCACUUUGGUGCCUGUCUCCUGACCCCCUCCUCCCUCACGUGGGUGACCCGGGGCCACCCGGCCCCUAGCGCUGGGUGACUGCCCGACAGUUCAGGCAUGGAGAGCCCAAGUGGCCCCAGGCUUGGGAAGCUGUCCUCAUCAGGGCUGCCAAGGGGCCGGACCCCUAAGCAUGGACAUCCCCAGGAACCUGUCAGAUCCGCGCCAGGCCCUGAAAACAACAACAAACAUAGUCCGGUGUGUGAUGAGCCAGCAGAGGGGAAGAGGAAAGGUCGUCCUAAAGCAGAAGUGCAGGAACUGAGAAGCAUCCCUGCCCAUAUGAUAGUACAAUGGAAGGAAGAGUUUAAGCGCCGCUCCAGGGUUAAGUGUCCGUGUUCAGGCUGCUGGUUAGAGUUUCCCAGCAUCUAUGGCGUCAAGUACCACUAUCAACGCUGCCAGGGGGCCACCGUAGCUGAGAAGCUGAGUCACGCCUGUCCCUACUGUGAGGCAGUGUUUGCAACAAAGGUGCGCCUGCAGAAGCACAAGCUGUGGAACCAUCCAGACAGGGUUAGUAUGGAGCCCAAGGACGAGCAGCCUAAGCUUCAAAAGACCCCUGUCAAGUCCAACACCAAGAAAAGGCCUAUGGAGAACAGUCCCCCCUCUCCAGUGUUCUUCAAAGUGAAAAAGACCCACGAGGUGUCCACGCCGUCUCAGAACGGGGAGCUGGCCCACCAGAGGAGCGAGAAGAAACAGCACAGCCACAGUCAGCCUUCGCAGCAGAUUCACCAGUCCCAGCCAGUCCAGCCUCAGUCCCAGCAGUCACAGUCUCAGAGCACGUCGUCCGACGCGGGGGGCAGUGAAAGUGAGGGGGGAAGCCUUCCCCCUUCUUUCCCUGACGAAGACCCAGAGCGAAUGAGGCACAGACGGAAGCAGAAAACACCUAAGAAAUUCACUGGAGAGCAGCCUUCUAUAUCUGGAACAUUUGGAUUGAAAGGAAUGACUAAGGUAGAGGAGAAGCUGAAGGCGGGCCGUGCAAAGAGAUCAGAGGGGAGUGGGUUCAGUGAGGAGCCCCAGAGAAGAGCUCCAAGUCAGUCUACUAAGAAAGACCCAGCCACAACAAGCUCUGGUGCUGUUCCUGAUACCCAAUGGCAGCGAGCGAUCUCAGAGCGAGGCGAAGUGGUGUGUCCCACCUGCUCCAUUGUCACCAGGAAAACAAUCCACGGCCUCAAGAAACACAUGGAGAUUUGCCAGAAGCUGCAGGAUGCCCUGAAGUGCCAGCAGUGCCACAAACAGUUCAGGUCAAAGGCCGGCCUCAACUACCACACCAUGGCUGAGCACACCACCAAGCCCUCGGGGAGCGAAGGCCAGACGGGCGACAAGCACAAGGAGAGAGAAAGGCUGCGCAGAGUGCUCAAACAGAUGGGACGAAUCAAAUGUCCUAGUGAGGGCUGUUCAGCCCACUUUUCCAGUCUGAUGGGCUACCAGUACCACCAGAAACGUUGUGGCAGCGAGUUCUCUGACGAUGAGAAGCCUGUGUUUCUGUGUCAGCACUGUGGAAAAACCUACCGCUCCAAGGCUGGCAGAGACUACCAUGUGCGUACCGAACACUCCCCGACUAUCACCACCACCACCACCUCCAACAACAACAAGGACAAUAUCACUGACACAAACAACAACACCGGCAAAGAGAGGGUGGUCUCAGAAGAGUCUCAAUCAGUUGGCAGGAAGGAGCCAAGCCAGCCUGAGAAGAAGGAUCGGCAGGAGAAAUCCCCGUCCGGCCAGCCUAAGGAGAUGGAGAGAGAAACCAGGGACAAAGACAGGGAAAAGGAAAAGGACAGGGAGCGAGACAAAGAAAAAGCAGCACAGAAUGUGAGCCAGGGGGAUGACUUUGAACGAACCCCCAGUGGCAGAGUGAGGCGCCGGUCAGCUCAGGUGGCAGUGUUCCACCUGCAGGAGAUAGCAGAAGAUGAGCUGGCCAAAGACUGGGGCACCAAGCGCCGCAUCAAGGAUGACCUAGUGCCUGACAGCAAGAGGCUAAACUACACCCGUCCUGGCCUCCCCAACUUCAGCCCAGAGCUACUAGAGACCUGGAAGAACCAAGUCAAGGAGAAGGGCUUCAUCUGCUGCACCAAUGAAAACUGUGAAGCUGUCUAUUCCAGUGUGUCAGGACUAAAAGCCCACCUGGCCAACUGCAGCCAGGGUGGUGGAGAACUGGGGAAGUACACUUGUUUGAUCUGUCAGAAGGAGUUUAGCUCAGAGAGCGGUGUCAAGUACCACAUCAGUAAGACACACUCACAGAAUUGGUUUCGUGCAGCAGCCAGUCACGUGGUCUCCAGUAGCAAGGGUAACUUGCCUGAGAACAAUGGGAUCAAAGCUGAAGUGAGGAACGGUGCCACCACUGGUAAGAAGAGGGGCCGCAAGCCCAAAGAGCGUCCCUCUGUGGUUGCACCACUCCAAACAAAAACUGAAGCACCUACCACUACUCAAAACUCAACCCUUGUCGUGAACCCUUCCUCGGGCCCAACACAGUCCCCCACCCUGAUUCCCGACCCAACGGACAGUGCUAAUUCAGGCCAGACCACACAACCCAUCCACUCCGCCGCCAAACGAAGCAAACCCAAGAGGCUGUCGUUGUCAGAGUAGCUCUGCUUUUGUCGAUCCAGGAGCCAAGGAGGAUGCUCGCUGUAAAUGUUAUGCCAGAAAGCUAAUAGACCUUUCUAACGCCACAAGGACUUGGCACUGAGAAGAAAGUUGAAUCAAUCAACCAACAUUUAGUACUGACUUCACUAACUUGGUUUUGAAACCCCAGAGUUAAUGCUUCUAUUGUUAUAAACAAUACUCCUGUAACAGUAGUGUUUAAUUUCUCCAUUCCACAUUUUUUUUCACCUUUUUAAGGCACACAUUUCAGUUUCUGUACUCACAGCAAGGGUGGCAGUAGUAAUCAAAGAUACAAUCCUGACUUCUACAUGGUUAGUAUUUUCUAAACAGAGGUAGUAUUCUAAACAAACGCAGAGUAACUCCCUCUACAAGAUUCAUGUUGUGUUUGAGAGGUUUUAAAAAGGACAUUCUAUUAGCAUGGUGAAGUCAUUUAAUGAUAGCUAGUGUUUUCACAUUUUUUCACAGAUAUACUGUACUGUGUACAUAAACAAUAUCUAUAUCUAUAUAUCUAUAUACUCAAAGCAAUGAUGCCAUCUGUCAUUUUCAAGCCUGACACGUCCAAAUGAUCAUGAGCAAUCAGAAUUUUUGCAGUGUGUGCUGUAGUGCAAUGUUGUUUUGAACUUUUUUUCCUUUUUGGUUUUACUUUUAUUGUCUUUAAUUUUUUAUUUUUCAAGUAAGCAAAUGUCAUAUAAGCUAAAAUGCUGGUUAGUUGUUAAUCAUAUUCCACUCUGUUUUCCUACAUCUAUGUCGCUAUCACUUCAGUGACAUUUAUUUUAAUUUUAUCACGUCCUUUGACAACCAUGAUUAAGUUUCAAACUGUUAUUUCCACAGUUCUUUUACACUGAAGUUAAUAAGCAGGCUACCCCAAAAAAUGAUUGUUUGAUAUUUCCACCUGCAAGGUAUAAGUUAGUUACAAUAAUACUUAAUAUGACAUUGUUUAAUUGAUUUUAAACAAAAAAAACUUGAAGCAUUCUGUCUAAAAUAGGAUGUAUAAAGCUAAAUGUUGGACAGAAGGAUCAAUUUUGUGUGAAGCUUGUUGCACACUUGCAGCACAAUCAAAUGAUGUGAUACCAUUUUAACGGAGGUCAUAUUAUGGCCAAGACUUUAGCUUGAAUCAAAGAGCUGAGGAGAGAAUUAAAAAUGCUAUCUUUUAUAGAGAGGUUGAGGAAAGUAAUCUUUUAUUAAACAGAAACAUUUCAAAUAAAGAUUCAAGUAUAACGAUGAUAGAUGAAUUAAUUCCUGGAUGCUUAUUGCCUUGCACUUUAACCCUUUACCCGUCUCGCUGCCCUCUUGUAUUUUUGCACUCCAGGAGUAUUCAACCUAACCCAGUGGCUGCCAAGCAACAGGAGCGGGAAUAUUUUACUCUGAUUAAAAAAUAAAUAAACUAGAGAAAAACUAAAUUUGUCUAUACAUGGGUAAUGAGCAGCAUGGUUAACUCUUUCUAGAUAGUAUCUGUAAGCCAACAUGACCGUAUAAUUAUGACUCACCACAUAAAGCCAUAACUGGUCUUGUUGAAUUUUAAGGCUGCUCUAAUGUUACUUUAGCUUCAGAUAAAUAAAAAAAAUUAUAAUCCAUUUUUAUUAAAUAACUUUUCAAAUCUAAAAUGUGUGCAAUCAGAGAAUAUUUUCACUUUAACAGGUUUAAAGUAGAUACUUGAAUCCACAGCUAUAUUAACGAUUUGAGGAAAUGAAAACUCCAUAAAUAUUUGAUUUAUAUUUGCGGCGUAUGUCCAUAAAAAUAAUGACGUGCUUGCUUAAAAAAAAAAGACAGAUCAUAAAUCUAUUUUAUAUUCUCUUGUGUGUGUUACCUAGAUAGCAAUUUGAUAGCUUUGGAUAAAGUUGUGAUGUGAGGAUGUUCUGGUGAGAUAAUAAGGGUGCUUUAUUUGCCACUCUACCUUAAGGACCUGAUACAACUCAGUAAGUCCACUAAUCCAUCCUCCCAUUUUCUCCUUACUGGCAAGUCCUCUUAAUUUUGCACCAACAAAUGUCAAUGUCAUCAUUUAAAUCAAGCACUGAUGUCAGCAGAACAUUUUCAAGGAACAGUGAAUUUGAAAUGUAUAUGUCCCAGGUGGUGUCAUCCCUACGCUGUGACCUUUUAUAUUGUAAAGCAAAGAUUUGAGCUGAAUUCCUCCAUUAUUAAUCAACUGAUGGAGUUCAUUCAGGUGGGGAUGAUUAUGCAUGUGUCUGUCUCUGUUAGUGGGAUGGACCUUUAUCUUGUAACCAGGUUCAGCUGACGGGGAGGAUAAAUUAGACAAGCACUGAUUGGUCCUCGGACCAUUUCGAUAUGAGUUGUCCAGACCUUGUGUGUGUGUGUGCGUGUGUGUGUCUGUGUGUGUCUGUGUAUGUGUGUGUGUGUGUGUAUAAAACAGUUAGCACCUUUGUAAUGACUGGAUGUCAGGAAUGGUGUUAUGCUGUGGCACAGAAUCAGUUCAUCAGCUGCUUGUUACUCGUUUCAUUAAUAACGUCACAUUGACUGUGUUUACCUGACAAGCUUUGGUGUUGCAAUAUGAUAGUUAGGCACUGCUUUUAACAGUGAGUAUUUUAUAUUUUAUCACACCCUUUACUAUCUGUCUUCCUAUGAUGUGGAAAACACAUAUCUAUCCCGCAGUGUGAGCUAACUGCAACAUGUUUAGAGAGUACAGCAAUACACCAUAUUUAGCUGGUUUUGUUGGCUUGCUGAUAUUUUGAUAUUGAUGUGUCUUCUCAAAAUUGAAUGGCUUUUUUCACUCCCCUACUUUUAUUUGUUUGCUUUAAAAAUGCUUUUUACAUAUUAUGAAAUCUAAAAAAAAAAAGGUUGAAAACAUUUGUAGACCACAAAGAACAUUGUAGGCCUAUGUGUCGGCAUACACUGUUAUUUUAUCCAUUUUGAUGAUGCACAUAAAUUGAGCUUUUUCAGUACACAAUGACAAACACAUUGAGAGAGUCCUUUAUUAUUACCUAUUCAAUAUGGGACAACAAGGCAUAUGUAUGUGUGUUUGUUUCUGUAUUUAGUGCACUUACUAUAUCAUGAAAUAGGCUUGAAAUAGGAGUGUUGUUGGAGCUUUCUAGUUACCCUGACUGUGUGUGGUGUGACUUUUGUACCUGGGGAAACAGAAGGCUCAAGUGUCUUCCCUUUGUCAGCAAUGUUAUUUCCAAAACCAAGGUUAAUCCCUAGAAAUCUCCUUAGACAGUUGAGAAUUUUCCCCUUUUUAUUUGGACAACAGUGGUUAGGGUUGUAUGCUACCUACUUCAAAAGCAGGACAUGGCAUCUGCCUGUGUUGUCGGGGCCAUUGUGAUGAGUUUUAAGAGAUGAUGUUGUAGCUCAUAACUGGUCAUGAUAUCUAGGUAACAGGUGAAAUGAGACUAAUGAUGUAUUAAAGAUUUCCAUAUCUGAAAUUAAGCUGUAUAGAACCUAACAUAGGAGGCAUCGACACCUCCUUUGAGUCUGAACUGUUACAAUUUUCCCCAAACUUGUUGUAUUACCUGUGCAUUAGUAUCCCUCAACUAAUUAAUAAAAGUUUGUUGACUAAA
Micropterus dolomieu (smallmouth bass) is the source of this 7125-nucleotide messenger RNA. It is a transcript of the gene znf512b, whose product is annotated as zinc finger protein 512B. The coding region runs from base 1079 to 3601 and encodes 840 amino acids. NCBI's taxonomy places the organism in Eukaryota, Metazoa, Chordata, Actinopteri, Centrarchiformes, Centrarchidae. The record is from RefSeq and is a predicted model, not a curated record. Gene Ontology annotation, molecular function: zinc ion binding. The transcript has 17 exons.